Molecule: messenger RNA, 3309 nt
Organism: Urocitellus parryii (Arctic ground squirrel)
Lineage: Eukaryota; Metazoa; Chordata; Mammalia; Rodentia; Sciuridae
Gene: Qtrt2
Product: queuine tRNA-ribosyltransferase accessory subunit 2
Source: RefSeq, a predicted model, not a curated record
GAACUGUGGAGAUUUGAGUGUUCUGAAGGCCAGAAGAGUUGGGAUAUUUUUGGGGACAAGGAAAGAACUAAAAGGUCCCCAAGAGAAAGGAAGUGGACUAAUCCUUAAGGAUGAAGCUGAAUCUUACCAAGGUAGUUAAUGGCUGUCGCUUGGGAAAAAUACAAAACUUAGGCAAAACAGGGGACCACAUCAUAGACAUUCCAGGCUGCCUUUUGUACACCAAGACUGGCUCUGCCCCACACCUGACUCAUCAAACACUGCAUAAUAUCCAUGGGAUUCCUGCAAUGGCUCAGCUUACACUGUCAUCCCUGGCAGAACAUCAUGAAGUUUUGGCAGAAUAUAAGAAAGGAGUUGGAAACUUUAUAGGCAUGCCAGAAUCACUCUUAUACUGCUCCCUGCAGGAUCCAGUCAGCCCCUGUCCAGCUGGUUAUGUAACAAAUAAGUCUGUGUCUGUGUGGGGUAUUGGAGGACGAGUAGAAAUGACUGUAUCCAAGUUCAUGGCAAUUCAGCAAGCCCUUCAGCCAGACUGGUUCCAGUGCCUCUCAGAUGGAGAAGCAUCUUGUGAGGAAACAACUUCCACAAAGAGGGCCAGAAAGUCUGUGGACCGAUCCCUCCUAUUCCUAGAUAGCUGCCUGCGGCUACAGGAAAAGUCAGAGAUCCUUCAGAAAAGUAUCAUCAUUGGAGUGAUUGAAGGUGGAGACGUGAUGGAGGAGAGGUUGAGGUCAGCACGAGAGACAGCCAAGCGGCCUGUCGGAGGCUUCCUUCUGGAUGGCUUCUAUGGGAAUCCAGCAACCCUGGAGACUAGACUGCACUUGCUGUCGUCUGUCACUGCAGAGCUCCCGGAGGACAAACCGAGGCUCAUUUGUGGUAUUAGUCGGCCAGAUGAAGUGCUCGAGUGUAUCGAAAGAGGAGUGGACUUAUUUGAGAGUUUUUUCCCUUAUCUAGUGACAGAGCGAGGAUGUGCCCUGGCUUUCAGCUUUGACUACCAGCCGAAUCCUGAAGAGACAUUAUUACAACAGAAUGGGACACAAGAAGAAAUCAAAUCUGUGGAUCAAAUAGAGAAAAUUAAAACAACUGAUUGCAACCAAGAAAUGACAUCAUUUGAAAUUAAUCUGAAGGAAAAAAGGUAUCAAGAGGACUUUAACCCACUCGUAAGAGGGUGUUCCUGUUAUUCCUGUAAAAAUCACACUCGUGCAUACAUCCACCAUCUACUGGUAACCAAUGAGCUGCUGGCUGGGGUCCUGCUAAUGACGCACAAUUUUGAACACUACUUUGGAUUUUUCCAAUCCAUCCGGGAAGCACUAAAAAGUGACAGACUGGCACAGUUGAAAGAACUCAUCCACAGGCAAGCAUGUUAAGAAUUGGCAAUACAAAUCUGCCUCUGCACUGAGCUUGUAUCACUGUUAUAACAUGGAAAGAAGAAAAGAAGAAUCAGUCAUAGCUUGAAGCAUUUAAAUUUGGAAUAAAAUCUGUCAAAAUAAAGAAUGUCUGUCCCAAACUGCCCACAUGAGGGUGAAAAGAUGUCUUCUAAAGACUUAAAUGGCCUAGAUUGAUCCAAAAGGAUUGAACCAUCAUCUGUAAAAUUUCUAGGCCACUUCUAUUAGUAGGUAGAGACUCAUUUAGUAAAAAACCAGAGGUGAGAAGAUACCCUCAAAGAGGAGGAUGAGAUUCUGGGAACACUGAGAUGGAGAUGACUGUGCAUGAGUAGCAUAACCUCUGUGGACACAUGACUGUUGACUGAGGUUUUCUUAAUUUUGAUCCUCAUAGUUGGGGAGCUCUUUUGGAUACUUUUACCUUCCAUGCUGCCGUGGUAAUACAGUCACUCCAAAAGGGCUCUUGUAACUUAACCAUGUUUGCCUCUGCCCUGGAACAUGGGGUUUAACCAAUGCUCCUACGAACUUUGGCCCAAGUCAUUCUCCUUCAUUUGGCCAGUGGGUCUAUUUGUCUUCCUAGAACCACUGUUCUUACCCGUAGGAUCCAAAAGUGUACCUAGCUGCUUUCGACUGGUCAUACAGAUCCACUAUACUCCACCCCUCAUGUUCAUCAACAUCCUAUUCAUGAAAUGACUAUAGUCCUGUCACUUGUGGAGAUUCGUUUCUAGUUUGUCCCCUUGGAUGAAGCCUGGUGGGCAAUUAGAAGAUCAGUUUUAGUCCUACUUAGCUGUGUUGCCUAGGAAAACGAGUUAGGCCUCUGUGCCUGUUACCUCAUGAAUAAACAGGGACAGGCAUAGUGGAUAUGAGCUUCUAAGAUUCUUCUAGCUUUAAAAUUUGAGGAACAACCAGGCAUGGUAGUGUACAUCUAUCUGUUCAUACUUCUUGUUCAAUGCCAAGCCCAUCUAUAAUCUUAGCUACUCAGAAGACUGAAAGCAGGAAGAUUCCAAGUUAGAGACCAGCAUGGGCAACUUAGUAAGACCCUGUUUCAAAAUUAAAAGUGAAAAAAAGCUGGGGAUACAGUUCAGGGUCAGAACACUUGCAUGAUGUCCAAGAAAACAUUUUUUUUUCCCUUGAGAAACAAAGUUUUAGAUUAGAGUACUAAACAUACUUUUCAUCCUUGCUUAUUCAUCACUAUUGACCUGAUUUAAAAAAAAAAAAUACAGCAGUACCAGGAGACAGGCAAUAGAAUAGAUAUUUAGCUCUAAAAUGAAGUUUGCCUAUCAAUUUUGGAGUUAGCAUCAGAAUUUGCUGAUUUUGGUGAAUUAGCAUCAGAGAUCCUGGGGGGGUCCUUCCUUGAUCCUCUCUGAUUGUAUGAUUUUGUUCUUACCAGAAGAGGAGUAAUAUUUUUGUUGAUGAUAUGACUGGUUAUUUUUAUCUUAUUUUGUGCUUUUCUAUAUUUGUCAAUUUUUAUAAGGAAUACAAAUACACGUAUAUAGUCAUUUUUGUAAAAUAACAAUAACCAAACCAAAAAGACUUUUUUUGGUAACAAAUGCAUUGUUUUACCCUCUUAUGCUUUUCUGGUUUUUAAAUUUUAGUGGGCAUUAUUGAAUGUUGUUUGUAGGUAUUAUGUGUUUCUUAUAUUUUUAUGUGUUGGGAACCCAUCUAUAUGUUUUCUUUUUAGUGAUGUAACUUCUCGGUGAAUGGCAAAGGAUACUUAUGGACAACAGAGUUUCUGUUCUCAAGGAUCUAAUUCUCUUGGAAUUAUUGUAUUAUACUUAUUUAUAUGUUCAUAUUUCUUGUUCAAUGCCAAACCCAUUGUUGAAGGAUUAUCAGUAAAUAUCCCAGAGUCCAUAUAAAAGUUAUGAGUUUUAUUUAUGUCCAAAAUACUGAAAAUUCUGUUCAACAUUAUUCAGUUUCCUGGGUCUUUUUCUUUUAU